This is a messenger RNA of Wickerhamiella sorbophila, 2412 nucleotides long. RefSeq lists its product as hypothetical. Bases 1 to 2412 code for a protein of 803 amino acids. The record is from RefSeq and is a predicted model, not a curated record. The transcript has a single exon. NCBI's taxonomy places the organism in Eukaryota, Fungi, Ascomycota, Dipodascomycetes, Dipodascales, Trichomonascaceae.
AUGGACAAUUCGGAACUUCCUCCGAGUCUAAAGAAGCGCUACCAACCGCGAGUUCCAAGUUCUUCCUGGGUAGGGUCGGUUGUAGAACGACUGCGCUCUGCACUUUAUGCCCCAGGGCCAGAAGAAGAGGAGGAUUCGGGGCCAGAAGAAGAGCUCCAAGGUAUGGUGGGUGAUCGCUCAUUCAAUUUGUUGAACAAUAUCGUUGAACAAACCACGAGCCGAUCAUCGAUAGAUGACUCGUCGAACAACGAGUCUUUCUCCUUAGCAUUACCCGGUACAUGGCCGACUCCACGAGUGAAAAGAGCGCAUAAUAAUAUCCCGAGCCGACAUGGGCUCGGUACACCAAGCACAGGACCGGUCGCCCAGACCGAAUCCACCCCCUGUAGGACGCUACCUAACCAUCAAGGCACUCACAUUGAUUCCGAUCUAUCAUUUGUGAGUGCUGCCGAAGGGAAUCAGUCACUACCUCAUAACCAGAGCGUUCAGGAUGCAUCAUUUAUUACUGCCACAGAGGGAAGUCGCACAUUGGAUAUUUCGCAGCCUGACGAGAGUACGCAACAUGCGUCUUUUGUUACUGCGUCAGAGGAGGAUCGAAGACUCGGGCCUUCCGCAAGCACAUUACAGGCUGAUAGUUCUCAAGUUUCUGGAGUACAGUUCUAUGACGGUUCAACUAUUGGAGAGGGCGACCUGCACGAUACGCCUCAAGAGAUUGACGACUCCCCAGCCAGUGUGGACAUUGAUAUGGAGGAUGAGAUUGAAGAUGUCUCUAUUGAUGAUCUGAAUGAUCUGGAAGCCGAGAUGCUCACGGAUGAGGAGUUUGAGGUCGAAGAGCUCGAUGAAGACGAUAUAAGCGAGGCCUCUGAUCUUGAACCACAGAUCACUGAACCCGAAGAUAUUGAUGCGGAUGACAUGGAAUCUGACGAUAUUGAUGUGGAGGAAAUUGAAACAGAGGAGAUUGAAGCAGAAGAUGUUGAAGCAGAAGAUAUCGACACAGUAUCUAUUGAAGCAGAAGAUGUCGACGCGGAGGAUAUUGAUGACUUCGAACAGUACGAGUCUGAGAUCGCAUCUCACGAGGUCGAGUCUCAAGGAAUCGAGACUUCAUUACCUGGAGGUGGGGACGCUGAUGUGAUUGAUCUGGUAGACGAUUCCCCUGAGUAUGAAUACAUCAAUAAAGAGGAGUAUGUUGCAACCGACCAUGAUCAAGGGCCCGUAGAGCCGCAGUAUGAGCAAUGGGACAGCUACAAUGCACAGCAGCUAGCGAAUAUUUUCACGGCCAUUGAGAAUGCUGAUACGGCAGGCUUUGAAAAUCUGGGACCUGGGUUCUCUGCUGAAGCUGGGCUAGAACUAGCAACAUUAGAACAGGAAACUGAACCUAAUGUAGAGCACAGUCUCAACGUUGAACAAACUGAGACAGCUCAUAAUGAUAACCCACAUGAACACCCAUCUGAAGACUCGCAUGCCGCCAGACCAAAUGCCACCGACGAAUCGGCGCCAGAAACAGUUGAAUCAGCUUCUAGUGACCAUCUUGUUUCACAAGGGUUUGAACCAGAAGAUACGCGAGUAGGUUUUGAUAUUACUAUUGGGCUGGAUGAAGAGCCUGCAGACGUUAUGGACGCCCUACCAGAAGCUGAAGCGCCCGAGCCAGUUGAGCCAGUUGGGCCAGUUGAGCCAGUAGCAGAAUCAGCAGACGAAAACGCCAAAACCGACCCUUUCGAGAAUGGCGACUACGGGUUGUGGAAUCUGUUUCGAGUGGGAUUCACAGUCGCACCAGGACAAGGCAAUGUGCGUUCACCAUGUACAUUUCAGGAACCACUUGAGGAAAAGGCAAUGCUCAAGUCCAUGGCUGAGGAGGCACUAUUUUUAUGUUCGCGAAGCAGUUUAUUCGGCGGCGCAUCAACUCUUAGUCGAGCACCUACCCAUGCACCAGAGCCAGCACCCAGAUUUAUUCCUCAAAGUAAUCCUCGGCGUGAUUUAAGCAAGAAGGCGUUUGAUCUGCUUCUCCAGGCGCCGUUGUUUGGUGGAACAGCAUCUGAGCUUCCGCCGGCCAAGAAACCGAAAAUGCCAGAGAGGAAGAAACCAUUACCAAAACAAACAGAGACUUCAUCUGAGCUGGUUAUACCUAAAACCCGGCGACACAGUCGUCGUCUCGCCAAGUCGACCGACCCGAAACCGCCAGACGCAGAAUGUCUGGAAGAAUCAACCGAGGCCACAGUGCCUGUAACCCCAAUUGAAACACCAAUGGAAGACGUUCAAGAAUCUCAAGGCGAUAGAACGCCAACAGGACGCAAACGCAGAGCGAAGACGACGCCGGCGUCGUGUGCGAAGAAACGAGCUCGCCGCACAUCUCAGGCAUCCCCCGCGGAACGAAGACGAACACUUCGUAAUGGCAAGACCCUGCCUGAGCCAGAGUAA